Molecule: messenger RNA, 1994 nt
Organism: Physcomitrium patens
Lineage: Eukaryota; Viridiplantae; Streptophyta; Bryopsida; Funariales; Funariaceae
Source: RefSeq, a predicted model, not a curated record
AGUAUUAUUUCGCUCUCUCUCUCUCUCUCACCAUCAUCGCAAAAGCUCUUACACUUAAUUGCUGUUGCUGUUGCUCUUGUUUGUGGACUUGGUUUCUCUGCUAGGAAAGUUGAGAAACAGACACAAGGUUGUGACCUCCAUUCAGGGCAUGUAUCUACUACAGCUGAACCCAUUUGCUGAGAUCAUUAGGCAACGACGACAAAUAGACAGACAGGCAGACGGACAGAACCCCAAGGGUGUGAUGAAUCAGUCUUGAAAAAUCUGAGAAGCGAGAGCGAGUGUGAGAGAGAGAGAGCUGCGCAAGUUGGCGUUUUGAUGGGGUGUGGAGGUCUUGUAGCAAUGACGAUGGUGGUUCGCGUUGUGGGUUUGUUGGUGACAAUGGUGAUAAUGCAAAGUGGUGGUGCGACAGGGGGGGUGAGAGAGAGCUUGAUCAAGCCUGUGGUGGAGAUGAGGUGUGAGUCCAUCAAUGGAACUCGGAAACGUGAAUUUGUGACACGGGCGAUGAGCUUCAAGCCGGGGACGGUGCACAACUUGUUUUUCUUCGUGGAUGCGCCGGAAGGCAGGUUUGCCACGCGCGAUUUCCUGGCGGAGAUGGUCUUGGAGGACGCCACGACACCCGUGCCUCUGUAUGAUACUUAUCUUCAUCACUGGUUGAUGUAUGAGUACGCCGUGCCGAAGAACGACAGCGAUGCUCACAAGCACGAUCUGAUGGAGGAGCUUCAGAGCGAUCCCCUGGGACAAUUGAAGGUGUCGGCGAGGCACAAGGACAGGAAGAGACUGACGGAGUACCCCGGAGCCCCCGAUACUUGGUUUCUAAUUCAGCAGUUCGGAGUAGGCGCGGAGACAAGGCACACCAACACUAAAAUGCCUGCUCCAUAUGGAUUCGAGGGCGGUGAUCGGUUCGGCGAGGAUUAUGAGUCCGUGUGGGUGUUGAAUGUGCAUGCUAUUGACACGCGUGGGGCGAUUUCCAGGAUGUCCUGCACAGAAUGCAGGUGCGAUGUGUUCGAUUUCAAUAAAACCGGUGCUGUGAUCCUCCCAGAAGGAUAUCACGGAGGUCUUGCCUGCUGCCAUGACGAGACUCAUUGUCUCGUGAAGAAUGAGUUCCAAGGAGAGACCGGGAUGAAGCUCGCGAGGAACCUUCGAUUCAGAUAUACAUGGUCUUGGACACCAUGGGACGAAUGCGUCCAGCCUCUCACCAACGUGCGCUUGGACGUUACUGAGAUUGGGUUCGGGGAGCAACUAGAGUACGAAGUCGGCGCUUGUGAAUCUAAUGACCCCAAUGACGAAGUCUGUAUUGACACUAAAGUCUCCUACCAGAGAUCACCCGUAAGUGGACCCUUGAUCUCUGCAGUCGGUCACUUUCAUGCCUCAGGUAUUAGUGCAUCCAUUUGGAGCAAGGACGGCACUCUUCUCUGCGAAUCUUUGCCCAUUUACGGCCAAGGACAUAGCGUUGGAAACGAAUCUGGCUACGUAGUUGGAAUAACCUCAUGCUGGCCACCAGCUGACACAGGGGUGCCAUACUACAUCACCAAAAACGAGAUGCUUAAGUUUGUUGUGAAAUACUCCAUGGUUGACGGACCCCACACUGGUCUUAUGGGGCUCAUCAACUUGAAGAUUGCCACUGGCAGAACCGGCCUUGUUUGAGAGUCUGUUUGGUCUGUUCCCAACUCGGGCUUGAGAAUUUCAAUACAAGCAUCUUCUUUCACUUUUUGGUAUUCCGAUGAGAGUAAUAUUGCCGCUCGUAAUUUAUGUCAUUGAAGUUCGAAGUGCAGAGAUUCGCCAAGCUUGUGUCGUCUCGUCUGUUCGGUGGCAGGAGUAUUUGGCACUUGCACAAGGGGAAGAUUCUGUCUGCUGCUUCAGCACAAGUGUCGGUAUUCAUGAAAUUGCACAGGAGAUUAAAGCUUGUAAGGUCCUAUUACACGAUGCGUACUGGUUUGGUUUCUGUGGAUUUUGCAAUAAAACCUGGUUGUUUUAUUCCCAGUCUCGCUUCUUUA